AUGCCCGUCUAUUUUCCUCGACUAGUACUGUUCAUCUCAGCUGUCCCUAUGACAAGGCGACGCCCCGACACCGCCAGCCAACCGGAAAUACUUGGAAGCACGUCGAAGCUUCCGGCUAUCUACAUACCUCGCUAUCUAAUAUCUUUCAUUCUUCACUCUCUUAUUAUAUUGAUUAAUUUGAUAAUCUAUCUAUCUAUCUAUCUAUCUAUCUAUCUAUCUAUCUAUCUAUCUAUCUCUGCUUGUGUAUAUAAAUAUCAGCCUGUUUAUUAUCUAUCAAUCUAUCUAUAUGUAUCUAUAUAUUUAAACUUAUUUAUAAAUAUGUAUAUCUGUCCUUAUCUAUCUAUCUAUCUAUCUAUCUAUCUAUCUAUCUAUCUAUCUAUCUAUCUAUCUAUCUCUGCUUGCGUAUAUAAAUAUCAGCCUGUUUAUUAUCUAUCAAUCUAUCUAUAUGUAUCUAUAUAUUUAAACUUAUUUAUAAAUAUGUAUAUCUGUCCUUAUCUAUCUAUCUAUCUAUCUAUCUAUCUAUCUAUCUAUCUAUCAAUCUCUGCUUGCGUAUAUAAAUAUCAGCCUGUUUAUUAUCUAUCAAUCUAUCUAUAUGUAUCUAUAUAUUUAAACUUAUUUAUAAAUAUGUAUAUCUAUCUAUCUAUCUAUCUAUCUAUCUAUCUAUCUAUCUAUCUAUCUCUGCUUAAUUACCGAAAAGUUCUGAUUCAAACCACUUUCCUUCAAUCAGUUUUCUAUCUAUCUAUCUAUCUAUCUAUCUAUCUAUCUAUCUAUCUAUCUCAGUCUGUUUAUACUCAUAUCAGCCUGUUCGUCACCUAUCUAUCUACUGAUCUAUGA
Messenger RNA from Acanthosepion pharaonis, 834 nucleotides. Lineage: Eukaryota; Metazoa; Mollusca; Cephalopoda; Sepiida; Sepiidae. The record is from the annotation of a GenBank genome assembly.